AUGCAUCGACUCAACGAAGCAAGAUGUGAACUCAUGGUCAACCAUUUGUGGUCUCAACAGGCCAAGAUGCUCUGGUACGCUGGAGGCGAAGACGAGGGUGUGGUGAUCAAGCAAGGCCGCGACAAAUACGUCUGCUGCCCUCCUGAUUUAAGCAGGGCUGACGGCUUCUUUGAGGCUAUCAAAUCUCUGAACGUAAAGAGCGCCAUGACACUCAACACACGCAUGAUCAGGCUCCUCGUUCAGAGCAGCGAUCAAAGUUCCAUCCCAAUAGGUCGGAACCUGAACCUCCAGGUCCUUCCUGACAUUUCGUAUCUGAGCCGCUGCGCAAAGCAUCAAUUUGCGGCAUUCAUCGCCGACAGAGGCAUAUUGGUAGUCUGGGAUGACCAACCGGAACAUCUUAUCGACCGUGCCAAAGUCCUGGAGAAAAGUAUCAUGGACUUGAUUUGGUCCAGCCAGGCCGACCAGGAAUCCUCGGAGAAGGACACCAACGUAUCGGUCAACGAACUGGACAUCACUGAAAGUCAAGAGGACUUGGCAGAGAAACCCCGUCGCAUAGUGCUACUUCACUCGAUCACGACUGCACUGACGCUCUGUCUUAUCAUCGUUACUCUCGGCGCUGGAUAUCGAAAGAUCGUGCAAGAGAUUGCACUUGACAAUAGUUACACCCGCUUGGCUUUGAUAGCGACGGCCCCGGUCACCAUAUGGGUAUCAUUUUUCUUCUUCCAAGCUCUCAUUGGCAACAUCUUUCAGAUAUUCGGCCCGAUCAGCCAGGUACAGAGCAACACCAAAUACUACUCUGGCCUUCCUCCAAAGCGACUUCCCGGUGGUUCACCCUUGCCUCACGUCACGAUUCAAUGCCCCGUCUAUAAAGAGGGUUUGCAGACCGUCAUCGCUCCAACGGUGUUCUCUAUCAAAGCUGCCAUUUCGACCUACGAGAUGCAAGGCGGAACAGCAAAUAUCUUCAUCAACGAUGAUGGUAUGCAGCUAUUGUCUCGUGAAGAAGCUCAAGCUCGUCAAGACUUCUAUGAAGAACACAGCAUUGGAUGGGUAGCUCGCCCCCGUCAUGAUCCGAAAGGAGAGCACAAUCCUGUUCCAUUCGUCAGAAGAGGCAAAUUCAAGAAAGCCUCAAACAUGAACUAUGCUCUUUGGGUCAGCAACCGUGUCGAAGACAAGAUGGCAGAACCAAGUCCAAGGCCACCACACUGGACUCAAGUGGAUGAGGCUGCUUUGUACGUCAGAGCGCUUGCGGAAGUCAUCGAAGAGGACGAGAAUCGAACCUGGGCUGACGGCAACGUCCGUAUGGGCGAUUUCAUACUCCUCAUCGACUCCGACACGCGAGUGCCAACUGAUUGCCUACUUGAUGCGGUCAGCGAGAUGACGAAUUCACCACAAGUCGCCAUCAUUCAGUAUUCAUCUGGAGUAAUGAAUGUGACACAAAACUUCUUUGAGAAUGGCAUUACCUUCUUCACAAAUAUGGUUUAUACGCAGAUCAAGUACGCCAUCGCAAACGGUGACGUUGCGCCGUUUGUUGGACAUAACGCAAUCCUCCGGUGGUCCGCCGUACAGGACAUCGCGUACGAUUGUGCGGACGAUCUACGUGAGAAGUACUGGUCAGAAGCCACUGUAUCGGAAGACUUCGACAUGGCCCUCCGUUUGCAGUCCGAGGGUUAUCUCGUGCGAUUCGGCGCAUAUACUGGAGACGGCUUUAAAGAGGGAGUGUCGCUCACUGUGUACGAUGAGCUAGCCCGCUGGGAAAAGUAUGCAUAUGGCUGCAGUGAACUACUAUUCCAUCCGAUACGAUACUGGCCGACCCGAGGACCUUUUACAAAGCUUUUCCGCUCAUUCAUCACCUCGGGAAUGCCACUGCCAUCAAAGCUUACUAUCAUGUCAUACAUCGGAACCUACUACGCUAUCGGGUGUGCAUGGUUACUCACUCUUCUCAACUACUUCAUCGUCGGUUGGUACAAUACCAUCCUCGAUAAGUACUACCUCAACUCAUUCCAGGUCUAUCUCUCUAUCAUUGUGGUGUUUACAGGCCUUGGAAACGUUGCUCUGGCUGUUCUUCGCUACCGCCUUGGAGAGAAAUCGCUUCUUGGUUCACUAGUCACCAACUUGAUGUGGAUCCCACUAAUGUCUAUCUUCCUCGGUGGCCUUUCGCUUCACGUAUCCCAGGCCCUUCUAUCCCACCUGGUCGGUAUCGACAUGAAUUGGGGCGCCACUUCCAAAGAAGCAGAGAACACCACCUUUUUCCAAGAGGUGCCCAAAGUGAUCAAGAAAUUUGGAUUCACAUUUUUGUUUUGUAUCACGGCUUCCAUCGGCAUGGUGGUGCUUGCAUGUGUGGUUCCUGAGUUCUGGAGGAUUGACCAGUUCUUUGCUAUCUAUCCGCUUGCGACUGUUGUUGUCAGUCAUUUUAUGUUGCCUAUUGUGCUUAAUCCUAGUCUUAUGUUGUUCACAUGGUAG
Molecule: messenger RNA, 2460 nt
Organism: Aureobasidium namibiae CBS 147.97
Lineage: Eukaryota; Fungi; Ascomycota; Dothideomycetes; Dothideales; Saccotheciaceae
Exons: 2
Coding region: 1-2460 (819 amino acids)
Source: RefSeq, a predicted model, not a curated record